AAGAAGAAGAAGAAGAAGAAGAAGAAGAAGAAGAAUGUUUGGCUGCUGUGCAUAAUCGUCCUCUGUGGUGUUGUUUCGUGUUUUACUUCCGUGUGCUUCUGUUAGUCUGUGUGUGGCGAUUACGGACACCUCGAACAAACCGCGCCCUCGGAUUAUCUUUUUCUCAAGAUUGGGAUUCCUUAUUAAAAGGAGUCAUGUUUCGACGAAGAAUACCUUUCACACAGAUGGCCUUCGCCACACUGCUCGGAGUUGCUGGCGGUCUUUACAUCUACAGACCUUAUUUUGAGCCGGUGCCGAAGUCCUCAGGACGGCAAAACGUGGGAGAGUCAAAGAAACAGAAUGAAACAGACUGAAAAAACUCAUCACUCCCAGGAAAUACUUAACAGACAGAAGCCAGAAGUUCUACAUGAGAUGCUGCUGGACUGUCAGAGCUGGAGGCCAAACUAGGGACAAGACCAGUAUGGAUAAAGUCAUGCUUCUUUGUGGUGCUUUGUGUGAUUGCAAAUGUACAGAAUAAAAUAUUUGAUAAUUUGA
This is a messenger RNA of Xiphias gladius (swordfish), 534 nucleotides long. Its product is annotated as protein PIGBOS1. The record is from RefSeq and is a predicted model, not a curated record. The transcript is spliced from 2 exons. The coding region runs from base 195 to 353 and encodes 52 amino acids. NCBI's taxonomy places the organism in Eukaryota, Metazoa, Chordata, Actinopteri, Istiophoriformes, Xiphiidae.